UCGCAGCACAAAUUAAUUAAGCUCUGUUUUUAGAUGACAAUUAGAUUAAGCUCCAUCGAUUUCUUGUUAGCAAUUGGCCUGUUUUUAUUACACUUGCUGAGAGUAUACCAUGUGCUACAGUUGAUGGCACUGACAAAUUGUACAUUAUACUAGUACCAUUCGCAUACAAAGACGCGUAGCUGGGCGUUGACGGGUACAAUCGAAGCAAGGCUGGCCGGCAUGAGGCUCUCAUCCAACAUUCAUCAUAGCUGAGUGAUUGCAAAUGGACCAUGAAGCCAGUACAAGCCACGAUCUCCUGGAGAGGAUGUUGCUUGAUGAAAGCGCAGAGCCCACGAGCCUGCCGUUAUCACUUCUGCAAUACAUAACAAAUCGUUUCUCUCCCGAUCACCAAAUUGGCAGAGGUGGUUUUGCGGUGGUUUACAAGGGAGUGGUCGGAAAAGGCAUGGUGGCCGUGAAGAAGCUCCUCAACACGUUUGAUAUUCACGAGAAUAAAUUCCAUGAAGAGGUUAAAUGUUUGAUAAAGGCCAAGCACAAAAAUAUUGUACGUUUUUUGGGAUAUUGUGCUGACACGCAAGGAAAAAUGGAAAACUACGAGGGGAUGCUUGUCAUGGCAGAUCAACGGAACUGGUUGCUCUGUUUCGAGUAUGUACCCAAUGGGAAUCUCGAUAAGCACAUUACCGAUGCAUCUUGUGGACUUGAAUGGAACGAGCGGUAUCGAAUAAUCAAUGGGAUAUGCGAGGGUUUGCUUUUUCUCCAUGAGAAGCGAAUUCUUCACUUAGACCUGAAGCCUGCUAAUAUAUUGAUGGAUAAUCAAAUGGUACCCAAAAUUGCUGACUUUGGUUUGUCAAGAUGCCUCGGUGAAGACCAAACCCGUGCGAUAACUAAAAACCUAUGUGGAACACUGGGAUAUAUGGAUCCAGAGUACCUCAAAUCAGGAAAAAUCACAUUCGCAUCAGACAUAUAUAGUCUUGGCGUUAUUAUCAUGGAAAUACUGACAGGACUGAAGGGAUAUCUCAAAGCUGAGAACGUAGUUGAAAGUUGGAUGAACCGAUUGCAGGCAUCAGAGGGAGACAUGCGAUUGGUACAAGUGAGAGUUUGCACUAGGAUAGGGAUAGAGUGCAUGGACUUGGACCCAAAUAAGAGACCAGUUGCACGGGAUAUAAUCGGUAGGCUUAAUGAAAUGACAAGUGAUACUGUCUAUUCAAUUUACGAAACCAGUAUCAGCAGCUCAUCAGUUGAGCUGCAAGUAAGUUUACCCAGGGAACAAUCUGGAGAAAAAAUAAAAAAGAUUGCAACUGAGAGCCUCGAAAAGGUGGAUGUCAAGGAACACCCUGAAAUAUCAGAGGAUUUUGUAGAACCUGUUGGAAAGCUUCAGUUACAGGAAAGCCAACAGAAAUUAGGCCAGAUAUCAUUAUCGGGAGCGCAAGAUACAGAGAAAAAGGUUAAUCGUCCUGGGGAAAGCAUUUCUAGAUCUAUCUCUAGUGUGUUCUUCAAGUUGAGAAAUCUGGACAUCUUUAAAAGGAAAGAACGCAUGACUGUGCAUAGAAACUACAACCAUGUAUCAGAUAAUGUAAAGAUCUUCAGAAUGAAGGAGCUUGAGCCAAUAAUAAGGGAUAGCAAUUUAAUUGGAAAAGGUGACUUCACUGAAGUUUACAAGGGCGUAUUAGCUGAUGCACUGGUCGUGGUAAAGAAACCGAUUUCUAGUUAUGGGAUAAAUAAUUGUGUGUUCGAAAGGGAAGUCGGCAUCCUGUCUCAAAUGGUCCACAAGAACAUCGUUAGGUUCAUAGGUUGUUGCCUAGAAAUGGAUAGUCCCAUACUGGUGCACGAGUUCAUCUCAAGAGGAAGCCUUGAUGACAUUCUUCACAGAGUUGACAACGAGCCUCUCAACAUAGAUGUACGUCUGACUAUAGUUGCAGAAUCAGCACAGGGUCUAGCUUAUAUGCAUUCCGGAGCUGGUUUCACCGUUAUCCAUGGUAAUGUUAAACCGGCAAAUAUACUCUUGUGCGAGAACUUCGUUCCAAAGAUCUCAGGCUUUUUCAUAUCGAGGUUCGUUCAGAGAAAUGAUGAAUUCACUGCACACAUGUUCGGUAACUUGAUUUAUACAGAUCCAGUGUACAUUCAAACAUACCUACUGACCAAAAAGAGUGAUGUUUACAGCUUUGGAGUUGUGAUCUUGGAGGUCAUUAGCAGGAAGAAGGCUUCCAUUCAUUCUGAUUACAAAAGCUUAGUGAGAAGUUUCCUUGAAGUUCACGAGAAAGGAAAGAAACCAACUGAACUGUUUGACAAGGAAGUUGCAGUGACAACAGAAGAUUUGGAGAUUCUCGACUCGCUGGCAGAGAUUGCUGUGGAAUGUCUUAACCUUAAUGUGGAUCAAAGACCCAAGAUGGCAGACGUUGCAGAACGCCUUCUCACACUACAACGAUAUCAUAGGUCGCAAAUUGUUCAAAUGGACAGUGAAACCAGUACAAGCUACGACGUCCUGGAGAGGAUGCUGCUUGAUGAAAGCGCAGAGCCCACUAGUCUGCCGUUAUCACUUCUGCAAUACGUAACAAAUCAUUUCUCUCUUGAUAACCAAAUUGGCAGCGGCGGGUUUGCAGUAGUUUAUAAGGGAAUGGUUGGAAAAGGUAUGGUCGCCGUAAAGAAGCUGUCCAACACAUUUGGUCUUCACGAGAAUAAAUUUCAUGAAGAGGUUAAAUGCCUGAUAAAUGCCAAGCACAAGAAUAUUGUAAGGUUUCUGGGCUAUUGUGCUGAGACUCAAGGUAAAAUGCAAAAGUUUGAGGGGAAGCUUGUCAUGGCAGAUCAGCGGAACUGGUUGCUCUGUUUUGAGUAUGUAUGCAAAGGGAGUCUCGAUAAGCACAUUACCGAUGCAACCUGUGGACUUAAUUGGAGGGAACGCUAUCAAAUUAUUAAGGGGAUAACUGAGGGUUUGCUUUUUCUUCAUGAGAUGCGAAUUCUUCACUUAGACCUUAAGCCAGCUAAUAUUUUACUUAACGGUCAGAUGGUACCCAAAAUUGCUGACUUUGGUCUCUCCAGAUGCCUCGGUGAAGAUCAAACCCGUGCGAUUACUGAAAACCUAAGUGGAACUCUGGGAUAUAUGGAUCCAGAAUACCUCAGAUCAAGACAAAUUGCAUUUGCAUCAGACAUAUAUAGUCUUGGCGUCAUAAUCAUGGAAAUAUUGACAGGAGCGAAGCGGUAUCUCGAUGACGAUUAUGUAGUUGAAAGUUGGAUGAAUCGAUUGGAUGCAUCAGAGGGGCGCAUGCAAUUGGAACAAGUAAGAGCAUGCUCUAAGAUUGGGAUAGAGUGCAUGAACUUGGAUCCAAAGAAGAGACCAGUUGCAAGGCACAUACUUGAUAGGCUUGAUAAAACGACAAGUGCUGACUAUUCAGAAGAAACUUGCGUCGGCAGUUCAUCAUUUGAAUCGCAUAUAAUUUUACCCAGGGAACAAUUUGGAGAAAGGAUUGGAAAGCUUGGAGCUGAGAACCUCCAGAAGGCGGAUGUCAAGGAACACUCAAUAUUGGAAGAUGUGGCAGAACGCAUUGAAUGGCUUCAUAUGCAGGAAUGCCAACUGAAAGUAGGCCAGUUACCAUUAUGGGGAGUGCAAGAUAUGAAGGAAAAGGUCAACCGUCAUGGGGCAAACAAUUCUAGCUCUAUCUGUACUGGAUUCUCUGAGAAGAACAUUUUCAACAUUUUCAACAUGAAAACACGCAGCAAUUUUGAUAGGAAUGACAGGCGGAAGUCACAUUUUAUAAAUAUCUUCAGAAAGGAGGAGCUCUUGCCAAUAGUAAGGAGUAGCAAUCAAAUUGGAAAAGGCAACUCCAGUGAAGUUUAUAAAGGCUUUGUAGGUAAUGCACUGGUCGCAGUAAAGACACCGAUCUCUGGUAAUAUGCUAGUGAGUAACCUGUUAGAAAACGAAGUCAUCAUCCAAUCUCAGAUCGUUCACAAGAAUAUUGCUUGGCUCAUAGGUUGUUGCCUAGAAACGGAAAGCCCCAUGCUAGUAUACGAGUUUCUCUCGAGAGGAAGUCUUCAUGACAUUCUUCACAGCGGCAGCAAGGUGCCUCUGAACUUGGAUUUGCGUCUAAAUAUCAUUCAAGAUUCAGCACAUGGUUUAGCUUAUUUGCACUCACAAGCUCAUGCCAAAAUUGUGCAUAGUAAUAUUAAACCGGCAAAUAUACUCUUGGAUGAAAACUUUGUUCCAAAGAUCUCAGGCUUCAGCAUGUCGAGUUUGAUUACGAGAGACAACGAACACACUGUCUACGUCAACGGUGACAUGAAUUACAUGGAUCCAGUAUACAUGCAAACAGGCCUACUGACCGAAAAAAGUGAUGUCUACAGUUUUGGAAUUGUGAUCUUGGAAAUCAUUAGCAGGAAGGAGGCCAGACAUUCUGAUAAUAAUAGCUUAGUGAAGUGUUUUGUUGAAGUUCAUGAAAAAGGGAAGAAAGCAACCGAGCUGUUUGACAAGGAAAUGGCGCUAACAGGUAAUUUGGAGAUUCUUGACUAUCUGGCAGAGAUUGCUGUGGAAUGUCUUAACCUUGAUGUCGAUCAGAGACCAUCGAUGACUGAUGUUGCAGAGCGCCUUGUCAUACUUAACCGAUCUCGUAGGUUACAUGCACAGCAUAUAAGCGGUGACUAUUCAGAUGAAACUGACAUCAGCAGUUUAUUUGCUGAGCAAAACGAAGAAGGUCAAUUAUGGGGAGUGCAAGAUAGGGACCACCCUGGCGUAAACAUUUCUAGUUCUAUCUCUUCUCGGCUCAACAAGUUGAAUAGUUUGGACAUUUUCAACCGGAAGGCACGCACGAAUUUUGAUACAACAAGCAGACGUAUAUUAGAAAAGUCACAUUUUAUAAAGAUAUUCAAAAAGAAGGAGGUCAUGUCAAUGCUGAAGACUAACAAUUUGAUUGGAAAAGAUGGAUUCUUUGAAGUUUACAAAGGUGUUGUUGGUACUACAGUGGUGGCGGUAAAGAAACCGAUCAAUGGUAGUAUGGUAGAGAAUGAACAAUUUGAAAAUUUAGUCAUCAUCCAGUCUCAAGUCAUUCACAAGAACAUCCAUAGGCUCAUAGGUUGUUGCCUAGAAAUGGAUAUCCCCAUGUUGGUGUAUGAGUUUCUCUCCAAAGGAAGCCUUGAUGACAUUCUUCACAGCAGCAGCAAGGUCCCUCUCAGCUUGGAUAUGCUUCUAGCUAUUGUUGCAGAAUCAGCACAUGGUCUAGCUUAUCUGCAUUCACAAGCUCAUUGCAAAUUCCUGCAUGGUGAUGUUAAACCGGAAAAUAUUCUCUUGGAUGAAAACUUUAUGCCGAAGAUCUCAGCGAGCUUAUCGAAGUUGAUUGCGAGUGAUAACGAACAUUCCCACUGCAUCAUCGGUGAUAUGUCUUAUAUGGAUCCAAUAUACCUGCAAACAGGCAGACUGACACAAAAAAGUGAUGUCUACAGUUUUGGAAUUGUGAUCUUGGAGGUCAUUAGCAGGAAGAAGGCCAGACAUUCUGAGGACAACAACUUAGUGAAGAGUUUCCUUGAAGUUCACAAAGAAGGGAAGAAAGCAACCGAUCUGUUCGACAAGAAAAUUGCAGUAAAAGGAAAUUUGGAGAUUCUUGACUACCUGGCCGAGAUUGCGGUGCAAUGCCUUAACCUUGAUGUGGAUCAAAGACCCACGAUGACAUAUGUUGCAGAGCGCCUUCUGACACUGCAACGAUAUCGUAGGUCGCAAGUUGCUCACCAAUGAGUUGAUGCAUAUUUUAGUGUGAACACCAUGUAUGCACCAUUGGA
Molecule: messenger RNA, 5757 nt
Organism: Lolium rigidum
Lineage: Eukaryota; Viridiplantae; Streptophyta; Magnoliopsida; Poales; Poaceae
Exons: 11
Coding region: 263-5713 (1816 amino acids)
Biological process (GO): protein phosphorylation
Molecular function (GO): ATP binding; protein kinase activity
Source: RefSeq, a predicted model, not a curated record